UUUCCUGAAUACACUACUGCACUGUUUGAUCAGCUCUUAAGAAAAGGAGAUUAUUUGGGUUGUGUGUGUUCUAAAAUGUGCACACAGAUUUGUGGGGAUUGUUGUAUGUGGUAUGCGGCACGUACAGAAGGGUUAAAACGUCUGUGCCCUUUUUAGGAAGGAUUUUUAUUGUAUCAAUUCCAAAAAUGAAUGUUUUCACAUUCUAUUUUUUAAGUAAGGCUAUGUCAUUAAUAUUUAAGAAAAGGUAUUUACAAAAAACAAUAGCUAUAAAAACUGUACCACUUGAGUGAAUGUCAAUGUUAGUGUGCAUUCACUUUUUUUUACAGAAACAAUGCUGGCUGGAGCAGCUCACGUGUCACGCACACUGUAGCCAUACAACACUGCAACCAGUAACAGCUAACUAGCUUGUUAUCUAGAUUAAAUUUAUUAUUAUCAGCAAUACUGAUUAAACAAAGAUUGGUUUAUCCAUGGGUAGGCUGUUGCAGAGAAAUCAAGAGAAGGGGAACUGCUUGUGUGUUAUCUUUAGUUACAUUGGUAACUAUUGCCAAUGACAUUUUUAAUUAAACAUGUUGUACAUCUCCUUAUAUUUGUUUAUUAACAAGGUUAAUAUUCUACCAGCAAUUUGUCUUCUAUUUUGUUUUUAUUUUCUUAUCGCUUGCCCCCUGAGCUGCCACCUGACUGACUGAAUUUCAUGCAAGAGUUUCUAAAACAGCUUGAACAUUAUUUUCUAUAGCCAUAUUUCUGUAUUAUUCUAUAUCUAGUCUAGCAGGACACAAAAUCAUGGGAGUGUAGUUCAGAGCUAAGGUACAUAUAUAGUAUGGUGCAGAGCCUUUAGCAAUGACAAGAGUUUCAAAUGUGCUACUUAGUGCAUCAUGAGUCAGUGAAGUGACUUUAAAAAAGGGGGUCACAUAAGAGGUUGGGAAACAGAUGAGCAGUAACAAUAAAUACAUGUAAGUUAAAUAAUGUAUACCAAGAAUCUGAUGAAAUUUGUACUGGCUUUUAAUACAUGAUAAAAUAAAAUGAGUUAUUUUGUGAACUCAGUGGAGUCUAUUGUGUAAUACAAAAUAAAUACAAUGUGAUAACACUAAUUGUACUUGUCUUACAUCAGUUGUAAAAAUUAUGUAAGACAUUAAAUUUAUGUUUCGAGUUAAUUAAAAUGUAUUCAUUAUUAUCCGUAACUGUGUGCUGUCAGAUUUUAAAAACUUGCUAUGUGUAUGUGGACCUGUAUUCCCUCUGGCAGUUAUUUCAGAUAAUGUAUUUGAGUGUACUUUGACUUAACGUUCAGUACAAGUACAGUACAAGGUUAUUUUUUUUUUUAAUGGAAACACGGCACAGAUCAAAACAAGUCUUUCAUAAUACAGCUCACUCCUGUGCACAUGUCCAUUAAAUUUAAGAAUUAAAAGGAAUUAGAAGUGAUUAACUGGGUGGUACAAGGAACACGGGAGCAUAGGGUUUAUCUGGCAGAUUUUCUCAGAGUGGGAUCAUAAAAGAAGAGAACACAAGUCAGUGCUAGGAGUGAUGUAGUGAAUUGGACUAAACUGGAAAACUAUUAGGAUUUAUCUUUAACCAUUACGUGAAGAAACAUAGCUGUAAAAUGAACACAGGUGAGGAACAGAUGUUAAUUCUCCUCUUAUCUGGAAUUCUUAUAUGUGUGGGAACAGUGGAGCUGAAGUAAUCAUCACGUCAUCAAGUAGUUUUCUGGAAGCCCCCUUCUCCUCAGAGGACUAGUAAAGAAAUACUUGACAGAACAUGGGAAGCAGUGUGGCAGAGAGAAACAGAGUGGAUCCUCCAGAUGGAGGCUGGGGCUGGGUUGUGCUGUUAGGUGGCUUCAUUAUCACUGGUUUCUCCUACGCUUUCCCUAAAGCCAUUAGCGUGUACUUUAAAGAACUGAUGCGGGACUUCGGCUGUGGCUACAGCGACACGGCAUGGAUUUCCUCUCUCAUGCUUGCCAUGCUUUAUGGCUCAGGUCCAGUUUCCAGUAUCAUGGUUAACAGGUUUGGAUGUCGCCCAGUGAUGCUGCUUGGGGGACUGUUAGCCUCAGCUGGCAUGAUUGGGGCUUCUUUCACCACCAACAUCAUCCAAGUUUACCUCACUGCUGGAGUCAUUACAGGGCUUGGUCUAGCUCUAAAUUUCCAGCCCUCACUUAUUAUGCUUGGGUCUUAUUUUGACAAACGCAGACCUCUGGCCAAUGGACUAGCAGCAGCUGGGAGCCCAGUCUUUCUCUCAGCUCUUUCUCCACUAGGACAAGUGCUGCUGGAUUGCUUUGGCUGGAGGGGUGGCUUCCUGAUCAUGGGGGGGCUGUUGCUGAACUGUUGCACCUGUGGUGCUGUUAUGAGACCGUUGGGAUACAAGGUUUGGAAGUCUGCAGCCAGGGAUGAGUCAAAUGCUCAGGAGUUGAAAGAGAUGCUCCCUUCAAAGGCUGGGCAGGAGGAGAAUAAUCUGGAGAAGGCUCAGAAGGAAAGCCCCAAGAAAAAGAAGCUCCUUGACUUCAGUGUGCUUUGUGACAAAGGCCUCAUCAUUUAUAUAGUAGCCAAAUUUGUAGUUGUGCUUGGUUUGUUUGUCCCUCCAAUUCUCUUGGUCAACUAUGCUAAAGAUCAAGGAGUGCCUGACCAGGAAGCUGCCUUCCUCCUCUCCAUUAUUGGAUUUAUUGACAUCUUUGCUCGACCCACAUGUGGCCUGGUGGCAGGACUAAAAUGCGUCCGAGCCAAAAUGCCCUAUUUCUUUAGCUUGGCCUUACUUCUAAAUGGCCUUACAGAUAUUUGCUCAGCUAGAAGUACAGACUACACAGGACUAGUGAUCUUCUGUGCGUUCUUUGGACUUUCUUAUGGAAUGGUGGGUGCAUUGCAAUUUGAAGUGCUCAUGGGAAUUGUGGGUAUUAACAGUUUUUCCAGUGCCCUUGGUUUAGUACUCCUUAUAGAGGCAGCAGCUGUGCUCAUUGGACCUCCUUCUGCUGGACGAUUAGUGGAUACGUACAAGAACUAUGAGCUGAUUUUCUACAUGGCUGGUGGAGAGUUGAUGACUGCUGGCAUAUUCCUUGCCAUUGCAUCUUACUGCUGCAUUAGGCUCCAGAAGAACAAGGACACAUCUGCCAUCCAGGACACUGAUAUUGAGGACAACACUAACCAUAUUAAUCAUGAAUCUAACCAUUCUAUGAACAAUAAUUAAUGUUAAAUCUGAAAUCAUUCAAAGAACUGUGACAGUAAGUGAUAUUUAUGUAUAAAUGGUUUUAGUGGAUACGAUUUAAAUCAAUGUCCUUUCACUAAGUGCACUUUAUUUGACCAAUAAAUUAUCUUUUGCAGCCCUGAGAAUCAGUCUAUUUUUCCUUGUUUGUCAUAGAUUACAUUAGA
Pangasianodon hypophthalmus (striped catfish) is the source of this 3347-nucleotide messenger RNA. It is a transcript of the gene slc16a8, whose product is annotated as solute carrier family 16 member 8. Gene Ontology annotation, biological process: monocarboxylic acid transport; transmembrane transport. The record is from RefSeq and is a predicted model, not a curated record. Bases 1750 to 3165 code for a protein of 471 amino acids. Gene Ontology annotation, cellular component: membrane. The transcript has 5 exons. Lineage: Eukaryota; Metazoa; Chordata; Actinopteri; Siluriformes; Pangasiidae. Gene Ontology annotation, molecular function: monocarboxylic acid transmembrane transporter activity.